CAAUAUUAUAUAUAGCUUAUUAGACGUCUUUGCAAAAAAUACCAAAAGACCAAUAACUCUACUUUUGUAAAGUGUGGUCUCUCCCAACUCUCACCUCAUCUGAGAACUGUCCCAAUAACAAGUCAGGUUCACAAAAAUCCCCUCUUCUCUAGACCCACUCCUUAAUUUUCUUCAUUUUUGAGUACAUCGAAAUAACUACAUUUUUUCUUGUUUCUCUUCAUUUUGGGGGUUGAAAAUAUAUGUUAUACAUAGAUACAGCUGAUUGAAAUGGCAAUAGUUUUAGCUUUGAUUUUGUUGGGUUUGCUGAGCACAAAUGGGGUAAUUUCAAGCCGAAUACAAUCAAAGGUGCAGUACUCAUCAAUGGAGGGGCUUGAGUACUCAUCCAUUAAUUGCAGGUCACACAGUGCUUCAUUGACAGAUUUUGGAGGAGUUGGUGAUGGAACGACACUAAACACGGUGUCGUUUCAGGCUGCAAUCAAUUAUCUGAGUCAGUACUCAUCGGACGGUGGAUCUUUACUCUUUGUUCCACCUGGGAAAUGGUUGACCGGAAGCUUCAAUCUCACUAGCCAUUUCACUCUUUUUCUUGACAAGGACGCUGUUCUACUUGCUUCACAGGAUGAGAAUGAUUGGCCAGUGAUUGAACCAUUACCAUCGUAUGGUCGAGGAAGGGAUACAGAAGGUGGAAGGUUCAGCAGUCUCAUCUUUGGAAUCAAUCUCACUGAUGUUGUAAUUACAGGGAACAAUGGCACAAUCGAUGGUCAAGGAGAGUUGUGGUGGAAAAAGUACCGUGGUGGAGAAUUAAAAUACACUCGGCCGUACCUGAUUGAAAUAAUGUAUUCAGAGAAUGUUCAAAUUUCUAACCUCACUUUGCUCAAUUCUCCAUCUUGGAACAUUCACCCUGUUUACACCAGCAAUAUUAUUGUUCAAGGCAUUACAAUCCUUGCUCCUGUGACGUCUCCCAACACAGAUGGGAUUAACCCAGAUUCUUGCACAAACACACGAAUAGAGGACUGUUACAUAGUUUCUGGGGACGAUUGCAUAGCAGUAAAGAGUGGUUGGGACCAGUACGGAAUCGCAUUUGGGAUGCCAACGAAACAGCUCCUCAUCAGACGCCUCACCUGCAUAUCUCCCUUCAGCGCCGCAAUCGCCCUCGGCAGUGAAAUGUCCGGCGGAAUCGAGGACGUCCGCGCCGAGGACAUCGUCGCUAUCAACACCGAGUCCGGAAUCCGAAUCAAAACCGCCGUGGGCAGAGGGGGUUUCGUCAGGGACAUUUUCGUCCGAAGAAUGACCAUGACCACCAUGAAAUGGGCCUUUUGGAUGACCGGCAAUUACGGCUCCCACGCCGAUAACGGAUAUGAUCCCAACGCCCUUCCUCAAAUUCAGAACAUCAAUUAUCGGGAUAUGGUGGCAGAGAAUGUGAGCAUGGCCGCCCGAUUGGAGGGCAUCUCCGGUGACCCUUUCACUGGAAUUUGUAUCUCUAAUGUCACCAUUGGAUUGGCGAAGAAGCCCAAAAAAGUGCAGUGGAAUUGUACGAACGUGGGUGGGAUUUCCAGUGGGGUUGUUCCUACGCCUUGUGAGCUAUUGCCUCAGAAAACGACGUCGUGUGAGUUUCCUGAAGAUGUUCUGCCUGUUGACUAUGUUCAAUUCCGGACUUGCUCUUAAAGUGCAAAGAACCAUUAGUAUUUCUCUUUUUCUUUUGUUUUUUAUAUAAACCGAACAAGAAAAUUGAAUUUCAUAUAUACCAUAAAUCCUAUACUAUUAGCAAAAUAUCAUUAUUUUAAUAGAAAAUGUAUUGUGUAAGAAUGAUUUGUACACUUGGUAAUGCUUUUUAAAUAUACCUCAUUGCUUAAUAAUAUUACGAUAUAUUAUAUAA
Messenger RNA from Cannabis sativa, 1873 nucleotides. Its product is annotated as probable polygalacturonase. The transcript is spliced from 5 exons. The record is from RefSeq and is a predicted model, not a curated record. The coding region runs from base 268 to 1662 and encodes 464 amino acids. Gene Ontology annotation, biological process: carbohydrate metabolic process. Lineage: Eukaryota; Viridiplantae; Streptophyta; Magnoliopsida; Rosales; Cannabaceae. Gene Ontology annotation, molecular function: polygalacturonase activity.